Molecule: messenger RNA, 1548 nt
Organism: Mycotypha africana
Lineage: Eukaryota; Fungi; Mucoromycota; Mucoromycetes; Mucorales; Mycotyphaceae
Exons: 3
Coding region: 131-1273 (380 amino acids)
Cellular component (GO): plasma membrane
Source: RefSeq, a predicted model, not a curated record
AUAAGGCAUAAUGCACACUCCACAAUAAACACAAUUCAGUAGCCUUCUUUUUUUUUAUUUAUUGUUUAGCGUUGCAUUUCCCAAGCCUCUCUCUCUCUCUCCCCUUAAGAGUCAUUAAAGUUGCAGUAAGAUGAAAUUCUCGGUACAAUCACAACUGUUGAUUGUAUUGGCUACGCUAACGCUAUUAGCAGUUGCAUCUCCAACAAAAGAAGCAACUACUGCAAGACGAAGAAGUGUUGCGCAUAUUAUUCACAAUAAUAAAAAAUCCUUGGAAAUUGAAUAUGAAUUACCAACAAAAACAUAUCACUACUUUUCAAAAAUGAAGAGAGAUGUCGUUGAUCUACACAACACAGGCGGAAAGACCACUACCACCACUACAACAAGAACACCGACAAGUACAGCAACUCAUAAACCUUCACCGACUACAGCACCAUCUUCUGAUCCCGAGGAUAUUUAUGGCGGUAAAGGUAUUACGCCGCAAAACGGCGUUGCAGGCGCAUUUUUGAUUGUCUUGGGUCUCUAUUUGAUGAUUUUUGGCUUUCGAUCGUUUAGAAUUACGCUGGCUGUUUGCGGUUUCUUGACAUUCGCGUUGAUAACCUGGGUAGCCAUGGCAAAUAAUCAGCCUUACUAUGGAUAUAUCAACAAUAAUAUCACAAUGAUUGCUGUUCCUGCUGGUUUAGGUAUUCUCGGCGCUAUCAUUUAUGCUAUCUUUUGGAAUAUAUCUAUUUACCUCAUUGGAGCCAUGAGUGGUUUUACACUCGCAUUAUACAUUAUGUGUUGCAAAGAGAACUUACUUAUCACGCCAGUGGUGGCAAGGGCGGCAUUCUUAGUAGCACUUCCUUUCUUCAUGUCACUCAUCACUUUCUUUGUAGAGCGCUAUGUUCUUCUGUUCACAUUUGCAUUCGUCGGAUCGUAUUGCUUCGUCGUUGGCAUCGAAUUCCUUGCUCACACUGGCUACUUGGCGGGUAUCAAAUCCAUUUUGGAUGGCAAUGCUUACCAUCGUGUUGUCUAUGUCAUCUCAAGAAACGUCAUUAUCGUGAUUGCUUUCAUUCCUAUCAUCUUCUUGAUCUCUUUCGCUUGGCAAUAUUUGUACAAUAGAGGACAGAAGUUUGGUGUCAUCUUUGUCGUUCCUCCUUCACAGCCUGAAAAAGGCAAGAAAGGUGGCGGCCAAGAAAAGCCUCCAUUUGCAGCAGGUGACCCUGGACCCGUAGAUAAGCAUGAACCUCAUAUCGAGGUGGACACACAUGUUAAGGUGGAUGGUCACGAAGUAUAGAUAGACUCAAUUAAAAUAUGAACCGUUCCUCCACCGUUUCCCAUUCCUUGUUAAGUCCAACAUUAUAUAUAUGUCAUGUAUACAGAAGUUAUAUACCAUUAAAAGACAAUAAACCCCAUCUAUCAUCUGUACUUGGGUCUUUUCUUUCGCAAUAGCUCCUGAUACAGGACAAAAAAACAAUACCGCUUGCACUCCAAUAGACGGUGCUCAAAAAAAAAAAAAAAAGAAAUAUCAAUCCAAGCUUGAUGGUUUUUGUACGAGAAAGUGUUACUAUU